AUGGAGGGCAGCUGUUUUCCUGGAGGCACCGCGGCCGUUCCAGCUGUGGCCACCAUCUCCAUAUGCUCAAAUGACAGCAGCUUCCGAAACAGUAUCUAUUUGCCUAGUUCCUGCCAGAGCAGAACGUGGCAACUGGUCACAUGCCAAGAAAACUGUCAGCCAUCCAGCACUGCCGCAAGUGGUUGUGAACGUGUUUCUUGCCAACCUACCUGCCUUCCAGCAACUUCUUGUGUGGGUUUUGUUUGCCAACCCAUUUGCUCCUGCGCAGUGUGCUAUGAAUAUCGCACUGGUCAGUCUCCUUGUCUGGUUAGCUCAAGCCAGCCCUCCUGCUCAGAGUCCACCCGUUAUCAGGUAAAGUGCUGUGAACCCAGCCCCUGCCAACAAGGCUCCUGCCAGGAACAUGUCUACACGUCCGGAUUGUGCCAGGCAGCUUGUGGCCAAUCAGUCUGCUGUGACAGUAAGUCCUGCCAUCCAUCCUGCUCUGCUGAGGUAACUUCCUGUCCUGAAACAUCUUGCCCACCAACCAUCUGUGCGGCUAGUCCAUGCCAGCCAACUUGCUGCCAAGCAGGUUCAUGUCAACCCGUUGGUGGUGAAGAUCAGCCUUGCAAAUCAAUUUAUUACCAACCUAUCUGCUAUGUUUUCAAGUCUUGCCACUCAGUUCCCUGCCAGCCAUCGACUUGUGUGUUCAGUUCUUGCAACCCUACUUACUGCGUGUCCUCCCUUUGCUGGCCACUUUACUGCGUACCAGCUCCUUCCAUAUCCUUCUUCUGCCAGCCAGUGGAUAACUGCCAGCCCCCUUGUUCUGUAAAGAACUCUUGUAAGCCAGCCUCCUGUGGAACCAUGCUUUCUGGCCAACCAACUUGUGGUGGACCCACUUCCUGCAACCAAAGUGGCUGCAGAUCCCCUUCCUGCCAACCAGCUUGCUGUGUGACAGGUUUAGGCAAUUUGUCCAGUAGUGGCUCCAAUUGCUUCCAACCAACUCCCUCAAGUCUCUGCAAAGCCUGCACCUGCUUGCCGACUUCCUAG
Molecule: messenger RNA, 1026 nt
Organism: Diceros bicornis minor
Lineage: Eukaryota; Metazoa; Chordata; Mammalia; Perissodactyla; Rhinocerotidae
Gene: KRTAP29-1
Product: keratin associated like protein 29-1
Exons: 1
Coding region: 1-1026 (341 amino acids)
Cellular component (GO): keratin filament
Molecular function (GO): structural molecule activity
Source: RefSeq, a predicted model, not a curated record